AUGAACUUAAUAAUAACUAUUAUUCUCAUCUCAACCCUCCUCUCCGUAAUUCUUGCAAUCGUUUCCUUCUGACUUCCCCAAAUAAACCCAGACUACGAAAAACUCUCCCCAUAUGAAUGCGGAUUUGACCCCUUAGGAUCCGCCCGCCUUCCUUUUUCCCUACGAUUUUUUUUAGUUGCUAUUCUUUUUCUCCUCUUUGAUCUUGAAAUUGCACUUCUUCUUCCACUCCCCUGAGGAGAUCAACUACCUUCGCCCGUAAUAACAUUUUCAUGAGCCUCUAUCGUACUUGUUCUUCUCACAUUAGGGUUAAUUUAUGAAUGAACCCAAGGAGGAUUAGAAUGAGCUGAAU
Molecule: messenger RNA, 349 nt
Organism: Cololabis saira (Pacific saury)
Lineage: Eukaryota; Metazoa; Chordata; Actinopteri; Beloniformes; Belonidae
Source: the annotation of a RefSeq genome assembly